Molecule: messenger RNA, 2296 nt
Organism: Empidonax traillii (willow flycatcher)
Lineage: Eukaryota; Metazoa; Chordata; Aves; Passeriformes; Tyrannidae
Gene: SLC38A6
Product: solute carrier family 38 member 6
Exons: 16
Coding region: 162-1370 (402 amino acids)
Biological process (GO): L-glutamine transport; amino acid transmembrane transport
Molecular function (GO): L-glutamine transmembrane transporter activity
Source: RefSeq, a predicted model, not a curated record
CUUCGGUCCUGUGAGCGCCGAGCGCUUGGAAGCGCUGCCAUGUGCCCCACGCAGGGAGAGCCUGCUCCGAGCCAUAAAUCUCCUUUUGCACUCUACUAUCACUGCGCUCAGAGAGUUCUUCAAGUCGUGGUUCCUCCUUUGCUUUCUCAGUGUUCAACCUAAUGAAUGCAAUCAUGGGCAGUGGGAUACUUGGCUUAUCCUAUGCUAUGGCCAACACGGGGAUCAUGGGCUUUAGUAUCUUGCUGCUGAUCGUUGCCAGCCUUGCUUCUUACUCUGUGUUUCUUCUGCUCAGUAUGUGCACUCAGACUGCUGCCACUUCUUAUGAAGACCUUGGCCUGUUUGCCUUUGGAUCAACUGGAAAGGUCCUGGUUGCAACUACAAUAAUUAUCCAGAAUAUUGGAGCCAUGUCGUCUUAUCUGUUAAUUGUGAAGUCUGAGCUUCCUGGGGCUGUUGCAGGGUUCUUGAGUGGAGCCGAGAGCGGGUCUUGGUACCUCGAUGGGAGGCUGCUGCUGCUCAUUACUUCAGUCUGCAUUGUUUUUCCUCUUGCCCUUCUUCCCAAAAUUGGCUUUCUUGGCUACACAAGUAGUUUAUCAUUUUUCUUUACGGUGUACUUUACUCUUGUGGUUAUGAUUAAAAAAUGGUCGAUCCCUUGUCCUCUACCUCUGACUAGUGCCAUAGAGGCUUUACAGGUUUCAAAUUCUACUGGGGAUUGUAAAGCAAAGCUCUUUCAUCUUUCAAAAGAGAGUGCUUAUGCAAUACCAACCAUGGCCUUCUCUUUUCUCUGCCAUACCUCAGUCUUACCCAUCUAUUGUGAGCUCCAAAGUCCAUCCAAAAGCAGAAUGCAGAACGUAACUGUCACAGGAAUUGGCCUGAGUUUCCUAAUUUACUUUGUGUCUGCUCUGUUUGGGUACCUGACAUUUUAUGACAAAGUGGACUCUGAAUUGCUGAGAGGUUACUCCAGGUACCUGCCCCACGAUAUGGUCAUCAUGACUGUUAAAGUAGCCAUCCUGUUUGCUGUGCUCUUGACAGUGCCUCUAAUCCAUUUCCCAGCAAGGAAGGCCGUGUUGAUGGUAUUUUUCUCUCAUCUUCCCGUGUCGUGGAUUUGCCAUAUCCUUGUCACUUUGACGCUGAAUACGGUUGUUGUUUUGUUUGCCAUGUACGUGCCAGACAUUAAAAAUGUGUUUGGAGUAGUAGGUUCAACCACAUCAACCUGUUUGCUUUUUGUAUAUCCUGGACUAUUUUAUCUCAAACUUAGCAGAGAGGACUUCGUAUCACCACAGAAACUCGGGGCGUGUGCCUUGGUUAUUUUUGGCAUUUGUGUCGGCCUUCUGAGUUUAGUUCUAAUAAUUUACAAUUGGAUUGAUCACUAGCAGCCUCCUGCCACACUGUCUGAACUGAGCCUCAGGAGGACAGCAGGAACGAGGGAUGUGGCAACACUACAGCAAUGAAGGCUGGACAUCCUAAGGAAACACUGACCAAAGCUGCCUGUGGAAGAAAUGAUGCUCUUUUCAACUGCAUUUGUGUUGGUCCUGCUUUAAUCUUCAGUCGCUCCCUUCAGUUACUGGACAAUUAGUUUUUGCCGUUCUGGAACAUUGUUUUUUAAUGACGUAACAGUGACAGGUGAAAAGGUCUCUCGAGAGUUUCUGCAAUGCAGAAAUGGUUGUGGGGCACAUAGUGAACAAAAGUAGAACUUUGAAAUAACUCCCCCUUUAAAGACAACGAGGUGAACAGGUAUUAUAUCAGUCAUUAUGUGCAUAUCAUGAUAUGUGCUGUUAGGAUAGUGCAUGUUAUCCUAAACUGUGCAAGACUUCCAUUGCUUGAAUCAUUUCCAAAACUUCAGCCAGUUCAUAGUAAGAACUGUCUGGUUCCAAGUGUUUACGCUAAUUUAUCCUAAGAUGGAUCCAGAAACCAGCUGCCUUAGCCCAGUUUAAUGGGCAUGUCAUAAUAAUAUUUGUUAAUUGCUUUUUGAAAUACAGUUUUUAUGUGUCAGCACUCUUGAAUCGUAAUGAUGCAACUGUUAAAUUAGCAGGCUUUGCCUAUUGAGCAUAAUAGCUUUUAGUAGCAUUAGGAAGUACUUUCAUUUUGCAGUUAAUAAUAGACAUUUUUCAAUUAGUGUCUGCUUUUGAAUACUACUCAGUAUUACUCCCAGUGAAAGACUUUCUUCUUUUUCCCUCUCAUUCCCAUUUUUACAAGUGUUACAGGUUUGAACUAGAGUGUUUCCAUAUUUUAUGUUCUGUUGUGUGUCAGAGAAGGUUUGGGCUUGGAAGGUGAAAAUCUCUCUCUGAAGACGAAUAGG